CAGCCACCAUGCUUCCUUUCCUCACAAAGAGCGUCCCCCUAAUCUUCCACCUCUUCCUAAAUGUCAGUUUGUGUCUAAUGGGCUGGACACACGCCCUGAGGGGAGACAACUGCCCGAGCUCUCAGUGGAACGUGAUGUGUCGCCCGUGUUGUGAGUACCACCUGAUCCAGUGUCGGUGUCCAUCAAAAGGCACAAGGGUAGGCUACACUGUUCCCUGCUGCCGCAAUGUCCUGGAUGAAUGUGACCCCUGUAUUGUUCAUCCAGGCUGCAGUCUAUUUGAGAAUUGUAAAACCUGCAACAAUGGAACAUGGAGAGCUAAUGAUGACUUCUUCGUGAAUGGGAAGUAUUGUACUGAGUGCCGUCAAGGCUGGAGUGGAGGGGAUUGUAAAACAUGUGGAGGCAUCAUUCAGCGAGCUCAGGGUCACAUAGCCCUGGAGAGUUACCCAACAAAUGCUCGAUGUGAAUGGAUAGUGCAAAUGGAGAGGGGGAGCAGUAUCCAGCUCAGAUUUUCACUGAUGAGUUUGGAGUCUGACCACAGCUGUCGUUACGAUUACGUCGAGGUCCGUGAUGGUGACAGUCUGACUUUUCCUGUGAUUGGUCGGUUUUGUGGGGAUCAGCUACCUCCUCCAAUAAAAAGCUCCGGGAACUUCCUACACAUUCUCUUCACCUCUGAUGGCUAUAAUAACUUUGAUGGUUUUGUUCUUACAUUUCAGGAAAUUUCAGCCAUCAAGAAUGUAGCAUGCGCAGCACCAGACAAACCAGUGAAUGGAUACCUGCUGCCUGUAUAUGGUCCAGAAGAGGAGCUCAUAUUGGUAAACUACCGGUGCCAUCCACCUUUCAGGCUGACUGGCAUGCAGCAGAGGACCUGUCUACCUAAUGGCACAUGGAGUGGCACUGCUCCCUCGUGUGCAUUUUUCUCUCUUUUGUCUCAACUGCAUACAGGUCAAACAAGCCUGGUCCGGUGUGCUCCUCCACCCAAACUGCUCCACGGAUAUCACAGACCUGCUCUUGACUCAGCUGGAGGUGCUGAGACAAUUGAGUUUUUCUGUAAAACCUCCUACAUUUUAAGUGGAAACCACCAGAGUACCUGUCUCUCUAAUGGAUCCUGGAGUAGCAGGUCACCAAAAUGUGUUAGAGUCUGUCGAGAACCCAGAGUGUCUGAACUUGUACGGCAAAGUGUUACUCACCUCUCAUCCAGAUACAGCGUGGAUGAUUUGUUGUCCGCUGGCUUUAUUCCACUAACAUCCGGUGGAUUGUCCAGAGAGAAAAAUGAUGACACCUCUUUGGCCGAGAUACCUCGAGGUUUUCACCCAGUCUACACUAGCAUCGACUACAAGUGUGCUUCACCUCUCUAUCGAAACAAAGGAAGCUCUCGACGCACCUGUCUGAAGACUGGAAGGUGGAGUGGGCACUAUGUUUCCUGCUCACCAGUUUGUGGCAAAUUUGACGCUUUCAGCAGACACAACCUCUCCGACACUCAGUGGCCGUGGCACGCAGCCAUUUAUAUCCGCUCACCACCUGAUCACACUGUGAGCACCUACACGUCCCCUGGAAGGAUCAUAACAGACCAGCAGGGGGCCUCAGAGGAGUCCACAUUCUGGUUCCUGGCCUGCAGUGGAGCUCUUGUCGCCCAGCAUAGAGUCCUGGUGGUGGCUCAGUGUGUGGUAGACAAGAACAAGCAGCAGCCCAUUCAGCCUGAACAUGUGAAGGUUGUCAUAGGCAAGCAAUACCAUACACCCAGGGAUGUGUUGAAAAGCCAGCACCACCUGAGGGUUUCAGAGAUAGUAGUCCAUCCAAAUUUUUUCUCCUCACCAGACUCUGAUGUGGCUGUGCUUAAGCUAAAAGACAAGGCCAAGAUCAGAGAACGCGUGUUGCCUGUGUGUCUACCCAAAACGCAAGGAGGGGAGGUGACUGCGCAGGAGGCUUACACCGCGAGGUGGAUUUUACCAAACAAUCCGAGGCACCUGGGCCACUCUGCAACCUUGAGCCUGACAAAACUUGUUGAGCUGACUGAUGUUACUCAUUGUGAAAGAGAAUUUGCUCAAGGAGGGGCACAUACCACAGCGAUCAGUGACAAUUCAUUGUGUGUCAUUAGCAAACCGUCCAGUCCUCAGAGCGCCUGCCCAAUUGUUAUUCCAGGCAUCACAACCAUGCCAGCUGUGUUUUCAUCCACAAGGGCUGUCUUGUCAGGUCAUGAGGAUACUCACCGAGCCUCUAGUGCAGGCUGGCAGCUGCUUGGUUUAGAGAGAGCAACAUCUUUUGAGAAAAACAACUGCAACCAACCGAGUUACACAGUUCACACACAAAUUGCAAACUUUCAAGCCUGGAUAGAGCAACAUGUGAAAUAG
This is a messenger RNA of Pelmatolapia mariae (spotted tilapia), 2348 nucleotides long. Its product is annotated as inactive serine protease PAMR1-like. The transcript is spliced from 11 exons. The record is from RefSeq and is a predicted model, not a curated record. Gene Ontology annotation, molecular function: serine-type endopeptidase activity. Bases 9 to 2348 code for a protein of 779 amino acids. NCBI's taxonomy places the organism in Eukaryota, Metazoa, Chordata, Actinopteri, Cichliformes, Cichlidae. Gene Ontology annotation, biological process: proteolysis.